This is a messenger RNA of Linum tenue, 1449 nucleotides long. NCBI's taxonomy places the organism in Eukaryota, Viridiplantae, Streptophyta, Magnoliopsida, Malpighiales, Linaceae. The record is from the annotation of a GenBank genome assembly.
AUGGAGAUCACAGGUUCUAACGAGGAAGUUCUGAUCAUCGCCGCUGCCGCUGCCGUCGCACCAAUGGAGGAGCUUCCGGUGGCUGCCGGACAAGUGGAGGUGAAGCUGGCGCCAGGGGCGGAGGCAGAGGCGGAGGCAGAGGUCGCGCUCAAGGAGGAGGCGCCACCGUCGCCUGACAGAAUCAACACCAACGAAGCCCCAUUUGCCGCCGUCCCCAUUUCACAGAUCGCCAAGGGGAAGAGGACCAAGCGACAUCGAGUUCAAUCUCCCGUCGACGCGGUCUCCACCGCCCCUGCCGCCAGUGCCAAUUCCUCCGUCGGGGACGAGGUCUUGGAAGACGCUGCUGCAGACGACGACGAGGAUUAUAACUUCGACGACGACGAAGACGUCGUCGUCGACGACGUCGAGAAUUCGACAUCGUCGUCGAUCCUGCCACCGACGCGAAUUGCGCCGGUGGCAGGGAACACCAAGGAAGAGGAGGAUAUGGCGAAUUGCCUUAUCCUCCUCGCGCGGGGCCAUUCCGUCAUUUCCAACAACAACAUCACCAUCAUUUCCUCCCCCAACGCUGCCGCCAGCAACCACGGCGGCGGCAGCGGAGGAGGAGGAAAAUUCACCAGCAGGAGGUUCAUGGAGACGGCCCCUGCCGCCGGCGGGAAGGCAGGGUACUACGUGUACGAGUGCAGAACGUGCAGCCGGACGUUCCCGUCGUUUCAGGCGCUCGGCGGACACAGGGCCAGCCACAAGAAGCCCAAGAACACCAACAACAAUGCCACGACGGCGACAAUGCUCAACGGCAGAUUCAUGACCGUGAACAUGUCCUCCGGCGAAGAGGACAACCGCAUCAACAGUCUCAGGGACAUGAAUUCGUCCCUCAACCUUCAAUUGAACAGCCAAAACCACCGAUCCGGUGGGAAUUACAACAAUAAUGUCGCGAGCUCAACGAUGUACGGAAUCCACCACAAGGGGAGCAACAUCAGCAGCAAGGUGCACGAGUGCGGAAUCUGCGGGGCGGAGUUCAACUCCGGGCAGGCGCUCGGAGGGCACAUGAGGAGGCACAGGGCGCCUCCCGUCGCCGCCGCGGCGGCAGCAGCUCCCGCUGCUGCAGCUGCUAAUGCAGCAGCUGCAGCGAGUGCCGCCGCGACGACCUGUAUGUCCUUGGUAACGGCUACCAACGGACAUAAUAACGGCUAUGGUAACGGUAAUAAUAGCCGCGGUAACAAUCACAAUUGCAACAAGAACAAUGUGGGGGAAGCGACGGCGGCGGGGAAGAGAGGGAGAGACGGGAGCAGUUUGAGCAUGUCGUUGGACUUGGAUCUCAAUCUGCCGGCGCCGGAGGAAAAGCAGCAGCUUCAAUCGGCGUUUGCUUCUAAGCAGCAACAGCAUCAGCCGCCGCAGAAGAAACAAGCUCUAGUGUUUCCCAGCCCUGCUUUGGUGGAUUGCCAUUACUAA